AUGCCACCUGGGCUCUCUACGCUCUCCCCCCUACAUAUCGUCGUGGCCUUGUGCGCCUUACUGCCGCUUGUUCACGCCAGCGUCUUGAGCGACCUUCGUCACAAUUAUUUUGCGCCCACGCCGGCUCCCGAGGACGGCCCUGCCUUUUCCGCCCACGCCUUGCGCAACAAAAAGUACCUGCCCGUUGAGAUUGGCGGCAUUGUGGGAGCCUACGCUGUUGCUCUGAUUUUUGUCGCCCUUGGGCUCUUGUACCUGUCAAAAACCCGCCGUGAGCAUCUCCUCGGCGACGAAGAAGACGAGGCCGUCGCCUACGCUGCCGCCUUUGCGCAGAUUUGCAGUCCCAGGUUCCAGACGGAAAUCGACCCAUACCCGCUGGCGGGUAAGUGUGCCGUAGCACAGGUUCCCAACUUUUCAUACAAGUCGCCGACGAGAAGCGAGUUCACCGGCACGCCGUACAUUCUCCCGCCCGCCUCUCCUUCCAACGCCUCCGUUCCAGGUGUUGAUCUUCAAGUCGACCAGGCCAUUGUUGCAGCAGACCACGCAAUGGCUCAAAAUCAGCUCGAGGACAUGUACAAGCAUGUCAUGGAGCACGAGGACGCCAAGGAGAAAGGCAUCGUCUUGGAGCCUCCUGUCGUUGGCCCGGCCAGCCAGCGUGGCAGCGCCAUGUCCAAAAAAAGCAAGCCCGUCAAUCUCAACUUGAACGGGGGGAGCGAUGAAAAGUUCCGGUCCCGAGCCUCGUCUUUCUUCUCUAGUUUGCGAUCUCCGCGCCAGAGCAAGCCCAAGGGCCUCAGCAUUUCGUCACCUAUCAUGACCCCGCAAACGGGCACCUUUCCCCGCCACGACGACCAAGAGAUGAAUGCCAUCCCACCCCGACAUUAUGCACCUGCCGACCCGCCUCCCGUGCCGACAGACCAGGCGCGCUCCGUCGGCCAGGCUCGAUCAAGCGGCCUGACGCUGCCUCUUACGCCACCUGGCCGGUCCCCGGAGAGUAUCCUGAGCAUUGACGGACGUCUCGGCGCCCCGCUCGCCCAGAUCAACACGUCCAAAGAGGAGUCGCAAUUGCCAGCAGAAGGAGAUCCAGACUCUGCUGUUUCUCAGCACUCGCAGGCACCUUUGCUGGGCCUUCCGUCCUCGCCUAAGCCCGGGGCUACGUUUGGCACGCUGCCCUUGUCGCCGCGGUCGGGAGCUCGGUUCCAGCGAGGAAAUGCACCAUCGGCGGUUCGCACGGGCGGAGCACUGCCUCUUCGUGCGUAUGAGCCCGCUUUGAGCUCGCCUUCAACUCACGGACAGACGACUAAGCAGACCGUGUUUGAGCGGCGCGGCCCUUUGUCGCCCGGGGGAGGCCGGACGCCGUUUACAGCGAACGCUGUGCCAUAUUCUCCCUACCAGCCAUACACACCUUGUGUCCCUAUGACACCAUCCCUGGUGACUAGGGAGGACAGGAAGAGGAUGAAGAGGAUGGUGCCCAAAACGCCCACGGUGGAAAUGGUGCGAAGCGCGGACGACCUGUGGUAA
This is a messenger RNA of Cordyceps militaris CM01, 1515 nucleotides long. RefSeq lists its product as uncharacterized. The transcript has a single exon. The record is from RefSeq and is a predicted model, not a curated record. NCBI's taxonomy places the organism in Eukaryota, Fungi, Ascomycota, Sordariomycetes, Hypocreales, Cordycipitaceae. The coding region runs from base 1 to 1515 and encodes 504 amino acids.